Molecule: messenger RNA, 5143 nt
Organism: Diatraea saccharalis (sugarcane borer)
Lineage: Eukaryota; Metazoa; Arthropoda; Insecta; Lepidoptera; Crambidae
Source: the annotation of a GenBank genome assembly
AGAGCGUAUGAUAUCCCUUUCGCACACGGCUAUUCAUUCACGCGGAGCGCCUAACUAAUAUUUGUAUCUGGAAUUCGGGAUAGCGCGCUUGCAGCUGUCAAAUCAAGCGAUAGGCGGCUACACGUAACCCUUAUCCUAUCUAAUAAAUUUAAUAAACUAAUAUUUAUUUUACAGUGUUUUUACUUGUGUUUUGUUAUGGAAAAACAAUGUGAAAAGUGGUUGUUAAUGUAAUAUUUCUAAGUAACUUGUAUCCUUUUUGACUACACAAAUCGAUUGUAGACGCAAAAUGUGAGGUUUCAUUCUCACUGUGUCAAAGUGUAUAGUGAUAUGAAGGUGGAUCUUGUGAUAGUGGACCUUUAGUUACAAAAACUCAAAAAGGAUACAUUGAGAAAAGAAAAUGCGGAUCAAGAGCUUCAACGAUUAUCGCCCGAAUGGGCCACCGCCACGGCUGGGGCUGAAGGCGGCGAGCCCCGGUGUCGCUACGGACGAGGACUGCAACAGCAACACAAGCCUCACCGGCAGCCAGCACUCUGCGCACGAUGAUCUCGACGCACAUUGCGACAACUCUGGCUACCUCUGGUUCUUAGAUUAUAACCCAAUAUUUCGAGACGGCUCGUGCCAUCACACCUCAGUCCUCUCCUCCGUGUCGGCUUCAUACAAAGGUAUCGGCGAUCUCGCAUCUCGUUUUGAGUUCACUUCCCGCUACAACGACAUCGCCAGGGACCUAGAUGCGAACCUCGCCGAGGCCGACAUGGAAAGCUUCAAGACCGAAGACAUUCAUGCACUGCUGAUGACCGCAAAUCUGCCUCACGACGCCAUCAUCGACGAUAGAACGCAUGAUGGCGAAGAAUCAGUCGGCUCGAUCAACACGAUGUCCAUAUGCAAAUCAGAGCUGCUCUUCUCUCCGGUAAAGGAGGGGGUUCACGGCGUUCACUUCAGUGUGGACAGCCUGGACUGCGAGCUGCCCACGGAGCAGGAUCUUAUCCUUACCUGCCAGGCUAAUAAGGACAACUAUACUAUUGCCUUUGAGGGCAGCCUCACCACAUAUUCUGAGGACAGUGAGUGCGUCGAGCUUGCCGUCAAUCACAAACAUGACAAAUUGGGUAAAGAAGAUGUGAACGUAAUUUUAGAUAAUAAUGAAAGAACGCGCAGGAAUUUAGAAUUAUUAGAGAGAUGUAAGAAAAUAACUAAUAAAUUAACCACUUCUAUGGCAAGAAGUGACUUAGGAUUAACUACUUGGAGUAAAUUAAAAAAACAAAGCAGUCAAUCACCGCUAAGGAGGCACCCAUCUGGAAAUAAUAAUGAAGAUUCUAAUGAUGCCGCUGAUAUGACAAGCGAAAUGAACAACUCAGUUAUCAAAAGCCAAAGUUUACCUAAUCUUUAUAGGCGGAAGCUUCUUAAUAGUUCUAUAAAUUCUAAUGUACUAAGUACUUCUACAGUUGAUUCCUUUUCCACGAACCAAAGACUAACUGGCACACCUACAUGUAUGAAAGUAUACGACGUAUUACAAAAUCGAUCAUCACAUGGUAGUCAACAUUCAGAACCCAUGAGCACAUCAUCCACUGAAAAUCAUACUUCUUGUGACAAAAGUCAAUCAAAACAACAAUUCAAUUUAGUGAAGCUUUUCAUGAAACAGAAAAGCAUGAGUAAUGAUGGAAUUGUUUGCAUGGAUCAACUGGACCGAUCUGAAUGCUGGCCCUCCAGUUCUGGAGGUGAAAGUGGAGAUUCCAUGGGAGAACCAAAAGUAGAAUUGAAACUAACGGAACGUCCACAAGCAGAAUUACCAAGUAACAUAGAGGAUAACUCAAAUAUUUACGAAGAAAUACCACCAUCAAAUCCUUAUAAUAAUAGAGUCUAUGAUGAAGUUUUGAUUGAAGAAGAAGAAUUUAUUGAAGAUCCUAAAUUGAAUGAAAGUGACACAUUAUAUGCGACAGUUAAUAAGCCUCAUAUAAAAAGGGCGAACUUAAAUACUACCAGUCCAUCAAAACUGAAAAGCAACAGAAAAUCAUACUCUUCCCAAUCAUCCGCUACUAGUGUGAGCAUUUCAAGCUGUUCCGAGUCAGAUGGUACCCAAAUUACAAAAAUGCAUAAAGUCUUACAUAGAGAAGCAAGUGACAAUAAAACAACAUCAACACACAUAGAAACUGAUACAAUAGAUAAAAGUAUGCAAACAUCAAGUAUGCAACUAUCAAGUCUUACUCAUGAACGUGAAAUUCUAAAAUUGGUUGAACCAUCUUUUCUCGAGAAAUUGAAAGAGGGUGAUUGCGAAAAACCUGUUUUUGUAUUAUACCCUAAUUACACUUUACCUGAUAUUAGUUUCUUGAAUGGUAGACCUAAUAUAUAUCUAAAUCCAGUAAAAGUUAAUGUGUCGCCUAAAACAAGUGAAAAUAAAAGAAACCGAUUGCAUGUUAAAGGCAAACGACCAUUUUCUUGCAAUGAUUUAGAAAUGUUAAAGAAAAAAGGGGUUGGUCAUAUAAAAGAUUGGGACUCCCUAAACUUUUUACUACCAGUUGAAUGUAGACAGCUUUUAUCGGAAAUACCCGAGUUAACACAAAAUACAAAAUGCACUGAAAAGUAUUGCAACGCUUCACCUUCAUCGAAAUCCAAGAAAAGGCCUACAAGCUGCGAUUGCAACAACAUGGCAGGAAAUGUUACUGCAGUAUCAUCGAGUUCUAGCACAGCAACACAACCUUCUUCUGGAUAUCGCGGAUCAUCAACAAUGCUUACCGACUCUUCCGCUCAAAAUAGUCCAGCUCCAGCUAGUAAUUACAAUCCACUUUUUGUUUACCGAUAUGAAAGUGCAACUAGUUCAGAAGCUAGUACUAUGAAUAAUGAUGGUCAAAGAAUAAAUCCUGUUAUACCCAAGAGAUCAUUAUCUUUAGCUGAUCAAAACAGGACUGGCAAACAGGGAGAAUUAGCUCCCCCUAGACCACCCCUACCAAAGAGUAUAUUACGCAAAUCUAUGGACAAAACACGCAAAUCAAGUUCUCAUACAAAGCGUUACAGUAUGUUCGAUAUGGAAGAUUUUAUGCAAGAUCCCGUAAUAUGUGCGACGGCUGCAACUGAACACAAAACGAAGAGAAGAUCUUUACAAGAACCAUAUUACCUUCAGAACCAAAUCUUAGACUAUAGAAAAAAUAAUGAUUUAGCAGCAAAAAGAUUAUCUCAACAAUUUCUUGACGCCGCUGAGAAGGACGCCGAUUAUAAUGAAUAUUACCAAGAUGAAGGUGUUGGAACCGAAAGUAGCCUAGAUUCUGGAAAAUCUAAUGAACUCAAGUUCCACAGACCACACACGCCACCAUUGCCAAAGCCAAGAAGUAAAAAAAUAGAAUACACAGAGUUCCCACCCCCAGGAGCUUUGAUUAGUAGCGCAGAUUUGCAACAAUUAGAAGAAUUUUUGAAAUUAAGCGGAUUUAACUGCCAAAACAUGGACGAAUGGGACCAAAACCAAGUACAAAAGGUAAGGAAUCAGGUUUCUAAAUUCCUCCAAAUGAAACGAUCUCAGGAGGAGAAUCAGAGGUCAACCGAAUCAAGCGGUAGUAGUUGUAACAGCAAAAAGUCAGUAAGCUUUGCCCAGAAAUCUGAAGCAAAGAUCGAAGGUCAGCAGACUCAGUUGAAACCUGUGGAUGAGUUAAGAGUUGACACUCUUACAACUCCACCUAACUCUCCAAAUAUUUCAGCGGUGGCCACUCAAAGACAUUAUCAGGGCAAGAAUUUAGCUGAAAUUCCAAUUUGUGAAGAAGGUGAAGUAAGUCCUGAUGAAUUCAUCAGUCCCAUUCAUCAUGAAGGAAGAGGAAAAUAUGACUUUAUCGAUGUGUCACAAAAAAGAGCAUUAGUCUCAAAUGUGACGGAUGCUGUCGAAAUGCUAAUUCAACAUUUCUCUCCCGCAACGGAUCAGGCAGAACUCGCCUUUUUAGGCGAUUCUAAACAUUCUCCAGCGUGUGCUAAAAUAGCCUUGAAUGCUCUGUGCCCCGCUUUAUAUGCAAUUUUCAGAGAUGGCCUAAAAGAGAACAUUGAAACUUCUUUUGGAGCCGUCAAUAAUUCUGUUUGGCAAAUGGUAGAAGCUACAGCUAGACAAGGUCCAAUAACGAAGUCCUUGAACGAGUUAGUAUUACGGAUAAACAGUGAGGAUGCGGUGACCGAAGGUCUUGUGAAAUUUAAUGCUUUUUUACUCGGACUACUCAAUGCACAAUCGGUUGAUGCAUGGGUGUCAUACGUGAGGACAAGAGAGUCUAUCCUCGCAAAACAUUAUGGGCCUGAUUCUUUAAUUCUUGCUGGUUGUGUUGGAGAACCGCGAUGCCGAGUGCUCUUGGAUUCUUUGUUAACGAGCCUAGAGCCUUUAAAACUUCUACCCUUCUCCCUAGACCUGAUGUUCGAAAUGCGCGAGCUACAUAGAAGUUUCAAGAGGAUAGAGAGUGAAAUGCGUGCUGCUAGUCGGCUGGAUACAAGUGGAGAGGAGCCAUUCAGGCCCGGAUCAGCGGGUAGCAGCGCAAGCGCUAACACCGGUCACAGUAGCAACAAUUCUGGUGGAAAAUUCCGAAGAUUGCAACUCAAAUGGGAACUUCUCAGUAACGCGGAGAGCCCUGUAACACCAACAGGCGAAACAUCGCCUGCUGCUAGUCGGGGCUCAAAAAUCCCACGGCCAGUAUCAUCGCCCGUACGUCCUCAAGCGCCUACACUACAGUCUCCAGCUAAGAAUCAGCAUCGCGGUAUACCAGUACCAGUGAAAAAAGGUAACUCGCCUACUACAAGUACACCGCGUAGUGCCACAGCAAGGUCAAAUGUAACAAGCAAAAAGCCGCCGCAACCUGCUAAUAGGACAUCCCGUGUAGAUCAACCGUGGCAAGCAGGUUCUGCUCCACGCCCUUCAUCAUUACCUUACGGACGGGCACCACCAGCAGCUGCUCCGAGGAGAGCGGCUUCCUCUUCAGCGUCACGACCUCAUCACACCACCACUCAGCAAAAACAUAGGUACGUGAGAACGUUAUGGCAUCGAUUACCAUCAGACUCGGGCCAUCUGGCUUUCAACGAAGGAGAGCGACUACGGCUGAUACUGGAGGUCGACGACCAGUACUUGCUGUGUUGUAGAGGCGACCAUAAAGGUCUAGUUCCUCGCGACGCUGUCUUGUUGGAGGAUUUCUGA